CGGGCUCCGUGGGGUGCUGCGGGGCCCGUGGGGUGCUGCGGGGCGCAGCCGGGUGUGGCGGUGCUGGGAGGGUGUUGCGCGGGGCGAGGGUGUCGGUGUCGGUGUCGGUGUCGGUGGGUGUCGCUGCGUCUGGCACUUGCACACGCUUGUGCUUCGCAUCCCGUCCCGACACCGGCCGUGGUCGCUGGGAGCGGGAGGCACUGGGAGCACUGGGACUGGGGCGCUGGGGACACCGGGAUGGGAGGAUCAGGGACGGGCACGCGGGCAAGGGGCGGGGGACAGGGACACUGGGAGCACUGGCAGGAGGCACUGGUGGCACUGGUAAGGGGCGCUGGUGGCACUGGGACAGGGUCACUGGGAGCACUGGGAGGAGGACUGGGGCCCUGUCCCCACGCUUGAAGCUGCACGGAGGGGACACCACCGCUGUCCCCAGUGUCUCCCAUGGUGCUGCACCCACGUCCCCUCCGCUCCCGCCUCAGUUUCCCCAGUAGAGAUUAACCCCUUGCAGCCCAGAGGGGUCCGGGCUCACUAGCAGCCCCACGUCUCCUUCGGGUGUCUGGGAAGAUGCUCGGGGUGCUGCUGGCCUUCGUCCUCAUCCUCAUCGUGGUCCCCGGGGCCCCCAGGGGAGUGGCGCAGUCCUUCCCACGGGACCUGGUGCCGCGCAGCACCGUGGGGCUGGCAGCCACCGCCACCUACCCCCGCUUUGGGGGUCUCCGGGGGGACAACGUCACCACCCAGCUCGGCCUCGACUUCCAGCGCAUGCUGCGCCUCAAUGGCACCCUCUUCGUCGCCGCACGGGACCACAUCUAUGCCUUCGACCUGGGGCAGGACAAGCGGGUGCUGUACCCUGAGCGGCAUCUCACUUGGGAGACGCGGGACAGAGAGAGCUGCGCCAUGCGGGGCAAGCUGCAGGACGGGUGCCACAACUACAUCCGCGUGCUGGUCCCGCGCGAUGCCCGCACCCUCUUCGCCGCGGAAACCACGCCUUCAACCCCCGUCUGCCGCAGCUACGAGGCGCGCAGCCUGCUGCAGGAGGGCGAGGAGGUGAGCGGCCAGGCCCGGUGCCCCUUCGACACCCGGCAGAGCAACGUCGCCCUCUUUGCUGAUGGCAGCCUCUACUCGGCCACCGUGGCUGACUUCCAGGCGAGCGACGCAGUCAUCUACCGGAGCCUGGGCGCCCGCAGCCCCCCGCUGCGCACCCUCAAGUACAGCUCCCGCUGGCUGCAGGAGCCCCACUUCGUCCAGGCGCUGCCCUAUGGCCCCUACAUCUACUUCUUCUUCCGGGAGAUCGCGGUGGAGCUCGGCGCGCUGGGCAAGGUGGCGGUGGCGCGGGUGGCCCGGGUGUGCCGCAACGACCGCGGGGGCUCCCCGCGGGUGCUCGAGCGCCGCUGGACAUCCUUCCUGAAGGCACGGCUGCAGUGCACCGUCCCUGGGGAUGCCGUCUUCUACUUUGACGUCCUGGAGGCCGUGACGCUGCCCCACGCCCUGCACGGGCGCCCUGCUGUCCUAGCCCUCUUCGGCACCCAGCCCAACAGCAUCCCUGGCUCAGCCGUCUGCGCCUUCUACCUGGCGGAUGUUGGAGCGGGCGUUCGGGGACACUUCGCUGAGCCCCGGGGUGCUGCGGGUGCCUGGCCCCCGUGCCCGAGGAGCGGGUGCCCCGGCCCAGGCCUGGCUGCUGUGCUGGGAUGGGCCCAGCCACUGCCAUUGUCACCUCCGGAGACUUCCCUGACGAGACGCUGGCCUUCGCCAAGGAGCACCCCGCUGCUGCACGGCGCCGUGGCCCCGCUGGGCGGACGGCCCCUCUUCACCCGCACCGGCACCAGGCUGACUCAGCUGGCAGUGGAUGUGGGCGCGGGGCCACGGGGGAACCACACUGUGCUCUUCCUGGGUGCCGAGGACGGGCGGGUGCUGAAGGUCCUGGCAGCCACACGUAGUCCUGGGGACGUCCAGAACGCUGGUGACACCGCAGCACCUGGUGACACUGGGGAGCCUGGUGCAGAGGUGCUGCUGCUGGAGGAGAUCAGCCUCUACGAGCCCAGGUGGUGCCGGGGGCCACGUGGUGCCAGCCGGGUGCUGGGGCUGGAGCUGCAUCCACCAGGCCAGGAGCUGUUCGUCGCCUUCGCCGGCUGUCUCGUGCGCCUGCCCCUGAGCCGCUGCGCCCAGCACGGGGCCUGCCGCCGGAGCUGCCUGGCUGCCCGGGACCCCUACUGUGUCUGGCUGCCCCCCGGGGGCUGCGUCCCCUUCUCCGAGGACCUCCCGGCUGGCUUCGAGCAGAUGUGGAGGGAUCCACCGGCUCACAGGGACCUGCCACGAUGCACCAGCUACAGGGGACGGUGACGGGGACAGGGACUUGGCCCACGGGGUGCGCCAGGCGGUGCCAGGGGCUGUGGCGGCGGUGCCGGUGCCGGUGCUGGUGGGCUGCGUGCUGGGUGCCUUCGUGCUGGGCGCCCUGGCUGCAGGGCUGCUGGCGGCCUGCACCCGCCGCCCUGCAGCACCCAAGGGUGCCCCGGCGCCCCCCGCCGCCCCGUGUCCCCACCCCAGCCGCCUACUCCCCGCCUCUACCCACCGCUGCCGCCCCACGGAGGGGACCGUGACUGGGACCACCCUGAGCUGCCCACCCCUGAGGCCACCCGGAGCCCCCGGCCAGGACACCCCGGGAGCGGGCAGCAGAGCCCCGACGUGGCCUCGGCACCCCGGGGUGUCCAGAGCCCCCCGGGCCAGGACCCCCGCCCAAGGCCUCCCUGGAGGAACGGCUGCAGAGGCUGC
Molecule: messenger RNA, 2766 nt
Organism: Cygnus olor (mute swan)
Lineage: Eukaryota; Metazoa; Chordata; Aves; Anseriformes; Anatidae
Gene: SEMA6C
Product: semaphorin 6C
Biological process (GO): semaphorin-plexin signaling pathway; negative regulation of axon extension involved in axon guidance; positive regulation of cell migration
Molecular function (GO): semaphorin receptor binding; chemorepellent activity
Source: RefSeq, a predicted model, not a curated record